UUUAUUGUUUAUCUGUUACGCAUCCGCAAGUGAUAUUGUGGUGUGGUUAGUUUAUUGUGAAACAAAAAAUAACAAUUGAAAAUUCGUACAUUAAUUAGGAAACAUUAAUAAGUAAUAUGGCUGCUGAAAUAGAACUCUGUUUACUCACGAGAGGAAUUGGAGAGUUUACGAAACAUCUUAACAUGAAACUGAGGACACAGAACAGGAAAUUGAAGAAACAUAAUGAUAAUGAAAUAUUUUCACCUAUUGGUAUUCAUUCAUUUCUUGUCCUUCUAUCCCAGGAUCCAUGCCUUCACAAUAAGGAUUUUUUCAGUGCAACUUUACAUGUUGAUAUUAAUGUGGCAAUUGCUGGUUACAAAGAUAUUUUUGCUACUUUUGAUUCAGUCAGUGAUCUCUUAAAUGGGAACACUUCUUUUUUGAAAAAUCAAACUAUGAUGGAGGCUGUUUUCAAAAAUGUUCUUAAGGAUAAUUUUUUCAGUAAUAUAAAUUUUUUGAAUUUUACUGAACAAGAGGGUGUUAAUGAAAUAAUACAUGCUUAUGUAAAAAAUAAAACUGUCCACAAAAUUACACAUUUUAGUGGUGUAAAAGACGGUACUAAUUUUACUUUUUUGAAUGCUAUGCAUUUUCAAAAUGUUUGGUCUGAUCCAUUUGCCUUAUUAGACACAGUACCUGAAAUGUUCCUUUUAAAUGUGGAAAAUAAAAUUGAAGUUCAAAUGAUGAAAAGGAAAGGUGAAUUUUAUUAUAAGUAUAGUCCGACCCUUCACGCUAAAAUUUUAAAAUUGCCACUUGCGAAUAGUAAUAUAAGUCUGAUUGUUGUUUUACCUGAAAGUGAAACAAAUUUGAACCAAAUUCUUUCUCACGAUUUAACUCUACUUACAAAUAAUAUGACCAAAGAAGAAGUUGAUGUGUCCCUUCCAAAAUUUAAAAUGAAUGAGACUUUGCAACUAGCGGAUUCUCUUAAAGGGACCGAUUUAGAAGAAAUAUUUAGUGUCAAACUUCCUGGAAUCAUUGAAGGUGAAAUACUUGAUUUUAAUGGAAUGGAACAAAAAGUGUGUUUGGAGGUCAAUGAAAAAGGUUUAGAAAUGGCCACAAGUACCCUCUCAACAUUAACCAAUGCACUUGAUGAAAAGCUGCCACCUAAAAAUGGGUUAAUAAUAUAUGAAGCUAAUAUAUCUACUGAAAUUUCUAACCGGUUUGCCAAAACAGAUGUUGUAUGGAGAGUGCAUAACAGUAACGAGAGAGCAGCAAAUGCGGAAUUUAAAGUGGUCUUAACAGAAACAGCAUUUAUUAGCGCCUUUUCAAUGGAAAUUGAAGGUACAACUCACAAAUCAUAUAUAAAAGAAAAGGAAACAGCAAAGAAUGUUUUUAUGGGAGCUGUAGCUCAAGGGCAAAGUGCUGGUCUCGUUGAAGCAAAAACUAGGGAUUCCAAAGAAUUUGUAGUGUCAGUGAAUUUGGAAGCUGGUUCUGUGGCAGUCUUUUCUUUGACAUAUGAAGAAAUGCUGCAGAGAGUGCACGACCAAUAUGAACUGGUGUUAAAUAUCUGUCCAGGUCAAAUCAUAGAUGAUUUAAAUGUGGAGGUUCGUAUUAAUGAAAGCCGACCCUUGAAAUUUGUAAAAACACCACCUUUAAGAUCAGGGGACAAUAUAAGAACAAAUGCAAAGUUUGACAAACAUCUUGAGCCAUGUUCUAAUAUUAAAAUCAUAAAUUCAAAGACUGCUUGUGUUAAGUUCCGUCCUGAUUCUGCGGUGCAGAAGAGAAUGACACAUUAUUUAGGAAACAAGGUUUGGGAAGGCUUGUCAGGACAGUUUGUUGUGCAGUACGAUGUAGAAAGAGAACAAUGCAAUGGAGAGGUUUUGCUCCAAGAUGGAUAUUUUGUGCAUUUCUUUGCACCAAACGAUUUGGAACCAUUGCCCAAGCAUGUGAUUUUUGUACUGGAUACAAGUAGCAGCAUGAUGGGGAGAAAAUUGGAGCAACUGAAAGAUGCCAUGACAAACAUAAUAGAUGGUUUAAAAAAAGAAGAUACAUUCCAUCUAAUGGAAUUCAAUGAUUAUGUUAUCGUUUGGGAUAUCAACUUUAAAAAAUUUACUAUGUUGUCUCCAUAUAUGAUACAGAAUUUUAAAGAACCUUUUCUUUCUCUUCAACGCCAUUUCUUACCAUCUCCACAAUAUGCUAGCGAUACUGUUAUUCAGAAAGCCAAGGAAGUUGUUCAGGAAAUGAAAGUUUGUGGACGCACAUUUGCAAUAGGGGGCCUGGAAACAGCUUUAUACUUAGCUACAGAAGGACAAAAGUUGGAUGAAAGCAAAGAUGAAAAAGUUCAUCCUAUUAUCAUAUUUUUAACAGAUGGUGAACCCAAUGAGGGAAUUUAUUCAAAAGACGAAAUUGUAGAUGUGAUGACUCAAUUAAACACCAACACCAAAUUGCCUAUAUUCUCUUUAUCUUUUGGAAAGGAGGCAGAUAGGAACUUCUUGAGAAAGUUAUCUUUGAAAAAUUUUGCUUUCUCAAGGCAUAUCUAUGAAGCUGCCGAUGCUUCACUGCAAUUACAGGAUUUUUAUAAAAUGAUUUCUUCCCCACUCUUACAUAACAUAAAUUUCAAGUAUGAUAGGGAAGUGACAGAAGUUACAAGAACUUGGUUUCCUCUUUACUUUAGGGGAUCUGAAUUAGUUGUUUCAGGAAGAUAUGGAGGAUCAACAUUUCCGACUGUCAUCGACUGUUGGGGUCCACAUGGUUUGAUUAGUGUAAAUUCAUCUGCAGAAAGACCUGUGACCUCGCUAGAAAGACUGUGGGCUUAUCUUACUGUGAAACAAUUGUUAGAUGCAAGAGAUACCACACCAAAUGUUGCUGAAUUAACUAGAAAAGCUACUGAUAUAGCCCUAAAGUAUUCGUUUGUGACUGACGUAACCUCUCUGGUGGUUGUAAAACCAAACGAUACCACUUUGACUUGUGACCAUUCUUGGACUAAUAGUGCACCGCAACAGAAAUUUAAAGGUCCUAAGGAUAUUCUUGGACUUUUUAAAGCUGCUCAUACAUCUCAAUCGAAUUUUGUAAGUUCUAAGGCUGCUGGUGAAUCCUUUGGAGUUGCUCCGUCAUCUCAACCGAAAUUUGGAAGUCCUAUGGCUGCAGGUAGACUUUUUGGAGCUGCUCCUUCAUCUCAACCAUCUUUUGGAGGACCUCAUGCCUCUCAACAGAGACUCAAGAAGCUUGAAGGUAGAGCUGUACGUUUUGGAGCUAAAAAUAUAACAACUUCCUUUACUUUUGGAUGUCCUCAGGAUACACAAACAUCUGGAACUGCCCCUUUUUCGCAAAGUGGAGCACCUUCUUUUACUUUUGGAUGUCCUCCGGAUAAAAAAUCCAAAUUAGAAAAAAAAGAAGUAAAGAUUUUUAGAGCCAAUCGUCCCUUUAUUAUCAUGUUGCAGUUAGAAAAAGAUGAUACAACUCUAAUCCUGUUUCAAGGUUAUGUUUGUCGACCUAGUUAUUAAUUGUAGGGAUAUCUAUAGUAUUUCUGUAUUCCUGCUAGAAAUUCUUAUGCAAAACGAACAGAAAAUGUAAAUUGCGUAUAGGAUUUGAAGUGAAAUAUUGUAUUAGACUAACUAUUGAAGCUAUAAACUUUCAAUUUGGUACAGUGCAGUUUCCUCUUAGUAGCUACAUUUAUGUUAAAUUUGAACAAAAUCGAACCAGGGGCAUCAGAAUUAAUAGGAUUCUGAUGGGUUUCAAUGACCAAAAAAUAUAAUUUGACGUAAAGAUUUUGCAGAUUUAAAACAAAAGUCUAAAAACCAUGGCAGCAUUUUACACAUUUCUAGUAUCAGAGCAUACGUGAAAAUCAGAAUAACAAUAAUAAAUUAUCUACCAAUUCGCAUUUAUUUAAAUGAAAGGUAGUCGGACGAGUAGUUUCAAUUUUUCUGUGUAACUGUAGAAAAAACCUGUAAUUAUUGAAAAAUAACAAAUAAUUGACUUAUCUAGAAUAGGUUGCCGAUUAGCUCUUAAGAUUAUUAUGCUCUUUGUAUUUUAUGUGCACACAAAAAUUUUGAUGUUAUAUGGUCUAUUCAGAUUUGCAAAACUUCAAACUUUGAAUUUCAAAUAGCUUUAUUUUGACAAACGAACUACUCUUAAUUCGGACGCCACUGGCUUAUUUUUCCAGUUAUUAUGAGGGAGCUGGACUGUAAUAAAUUGGAAGUUAAUGUUUGUAUUUUUAGUGGUUCAAUGGCAACUCAUCAAAAAAUAUGUUUCACUUCCAACUUUUGAAUGAUAAAGCCCUUAGGAAUUGUUUUACGGAAAGUUGUAUUUCUAUUAUUUUGUAUUUGACAUAGAGAAUUUAGUCUCGAAGAUUGUCGUAAUGUUGCUGUUAAACCCUAUAGGUAUAUAUUUCACCAAUUACUUAAAAAUCAGGUAGUACACUUUCCUCACAUAAUUUUGUAAGACUGAAGAAUUUGGGACAAUUAAUAGGAUUUUCUUGUCCUUUUUGAAACCAAAAGAUAAUUAAAUAUUACACAAAUCUUCAUUUAACGUGUACUUAGAUAUAUAUUCUGUAGAUUAGUAAUUAAUUUUGUAUAGAGCCCAAUAAUCUAAUAUGUGAACUGAUAUACAUAUUUUUUACGUUACCUUAUAUUUUUAUAUGUACUUAUAAGAUUUUAUAAUCUUCCUAAAUAUAGACUGUUGAACAUG
This is a messenger RNA of Anoplophora glabripennis (Asian longhorned beetle), 4659 nucleotides long. RefSeq names its product inter-alpha-trypsin inhibitor heavy chain H3. The transcript has 24 exons. The record is from RefSeq and is a predicted model, not a curated record. Lineage: Eukaryota; Metazoa; Arthropoda; Insecta; Coleoptera; Cerambycidae. The coding region runs from base 117 to 3476 and encodes 1119 amino acids.